UUUUUUUAAAUGUUAAAACCAACAUUCUCCAAAGUGUAUGCGACGUAUAUAUUGUUCAUCUAAAUUUAUGUUUUUUUUUUUCUAAAACAUACUGUCUCUAUUUUCGUUCCACGUUUAAUCAUAUUGGUUUGAUGUUGUAAUAAUGUAUAUGAGAUAACAUUGAGUUGAUUAUUAAACGAUAACAAUACAUUAACGCUUCUAAAACAUAGAUAUAUACGUAAGUACAAAUGACUCCGGGAUCGGUGUGACCUCGAACGUGGGGUUGAGGUGGGGCGAGGAUGCGAGGGCGCUUAGAACGACUUGCGUGCUUGAGAAGAGAGGAGAAUGGACACCGAUGUGGUCUAGAGGAGCAGAGAGAAGGGAAGAUCUUGAGCGUCUUCAUAUAAAUGCCAGCGGUAUUCGUGGUUGAUGCCACAGAUUCGAUACUCUUCAAAUCGGCAUCACGAUCCGUGGAGAAUCAUCAUCGUCAUGCAGUACACAAUACUGAUCCUCGCUCUUGUUGGCUCUGCCUUGGGGCAGUACGGAGGUUUCAGAGGUUUCAAUCAAAAUCUCUUCCCGCAGACACCAAAGCCUAGUUAUCAACCACAGCCGAAGUAUCAACCGGAAUACAGCCCGUACAGUGGUCGGUUUAUAGCAAUUCGUAACCAGCAACGCGAUUCUUUCCCCGACGGCACGUACAACUGGAGCUACGAGACAGAAAAUGGAAUUUCAGCUCAGGAAACAGGUCGCCCUAAAGCAGGUGGUGGUCCUGGACAGCAAGCCGAGGCGGUGCAGGGUAGAUUCUCGUACACGGCACCCGAUGGUACACCUAUUCAAUUGGAAUACGUAGCAGACGAAAAUGGCUUCCGUCCACAAGGUGCUCAUUUACCAACGCCACCCCCAAUCCCAGAGGCUAUAAGACGUGCGCUAGCAGCGAAUCCACCUGGACCUGACGAUUCGAACUACGGACCGGCUUACAAUCAAAUACCGUAUAGAAGAUAUUAAAAUCUCACCGGGUGUCGAGGGCGACGCCAUUGCAGCUUCCUCGGUGU
This is a messenger RNA of Polistes canadensis, 1031 nucleotides long. Its product is annotated as endocuticle structural glycoprotein SgAbd-2-like. The coding region runs from base 409 to 984 and encodes 191 amino acids. The transcript is spliced from 4 exons. NCBI's taxonomy places the organism in Eukaryota, Metazoa, Arthropoda, Insecta, Hymenoptera, Vespidae. Gene Ontology annotation, molecular function: structural constituent of chitin-based larval cuticle. Gene Ontology annotation, cellular component: chitin-based extracellular matrix. The record is from RefSeq and is a predicted model, not a curated record.